AAUUAACAAGGCGAAUAAUGUGGUAAUUUUAAUGUUUUCUAAAUAUAUAAUUUUCUUACGGGAAAGAUGAAGCUGUAAGCUUAAAUGACUGCAUAUAUAUACUUAAAAUCCCUUGAUUGAGAUGGAUGAGAGGUGUUUUAUAUACAAGUCUUGCUGAACCUCAUCUCUGGAUAUGCUGAAACAUAAUGAAUAUGAAGACACCCAAGUCUCUUGAAGACAGCUACAUGUGAUUACGUUCACAUCACGCAUCACAGUCAGUUGAUAAAAUGGCUCACCGAAGUGGAAGGUCGGGUCCCAAGAUUAUCCGUUCGGCACGAAGGUUCAUAAACAGGAAAUUUGGAAGUGUCAAGCAGUUUCUAGCCAUCGUUUUCUGUGUGUGCGUUAUCAUCUACUGUAUACAUCUUAUCCUGUCUGAAUCAAAUCGUCAAAUAUGGGAUGUUCGUGGUGACUUGAAUUUAUCAGAUUCUCGAUGUGGGGUCAAGUGUGAACCAAAUCAAGUGGCAUUUUACAUUCGAACUGGCGAGGGAAACAAGCUUGGACCAACGAUAUGCUUAGAGGGAGAAGUGUUAAUUAGUCCUGAGUUGAAAAACUAUGGACGUGGCUUGAAUAUUGUUAGCGUGAAUGAUAAAACUUUGGAAGUGACAAACAUCAAAACAUUUGACACAUAUCUUGAAGAUACUGGCCUGAUUCGCUUUCUGAAAAAAACAGUUCCACAGGAUCAUAUCGUACUGAUAGCCAGUUUUGACGAGAGCUCGGGGAAUUUGAAGGAAGAUGGCAAACAAUGGCUGAAGCUCUAUGGCAGUGGAUUGGCUGAUAACGUGCAGUUCAGAGAUGGCUUACUUAUGAUUGGUCAGAAAGGUCUCCAUGAAGGAAAUGCCGUGGAAUUUUUAAGCAAGAGGGAGAAUGGACAGGAUUUUGCAAAUGUUGUUGAAAAGGCUGGUUGCUUUUCUGUGCCAAUGGGAUCGAAAAGAAGUCUACAGGUGAUGUUGCCCAAGAUAAUCCGAGGGUCCAAUCUCAUGAUGGGACAGGUAGUCCCGAACUGUGGAGUCCAGGAGUCAUGUGGUCCUCGCAUGUUUCCCGUCAGUGUGUUCACUGGACACGGCAACGAGAAACAGCCGGAAAUCUGUGUCAGUGGGAAAAUCGUGAUGUCUGAAACAGUAAAUGAUGCAGGACGAGGGUUUAACGUGGUUGUGGUUGAUCACAAGACUGGGAGAGCCACAAUGCUCACUAGAGUGGACACAUAUACAUAUGACAGUACCGAUCUGGAAAUAUUUCUGGAAUCACUGGCUGAUGGAAAUAUUGUUAUUGCUGUUGUUGCUGAUGAUGGGGCCAAGAAACUGAGCUACAUGGCACAGGAACUGCUGAACAAGCUGGGUAGCGGUCUCAUUCAGAACCUCCGCUUCAGAGACGUCUGGUACUUCGUGGGGCAGAAAGGCAUACAGGGCUUCACAAAGAUGGAAAUGAUCAGUUAUGCUGGCUUUGAAGGAGAAUGGCCUAAAGCACUGAAAGCUGCAUUUUGUGUACCAACGAAAAUUAUUGGCCAAGCAAUAGUUCCUGACCCGGAUGUAAUACGAAAUGACGCCCGACGUAAUUUCUGUAAGAAAUACGAUGGAUAUUUUGAAUACUGUGAUCCCUCACAUGUUGAUGAAUUCCCCAAGACGGUGCGAGUGAUUGACCAGGCUUUUAGUGAACAUCCCAUCUUCUCUGUUCCCAUUGUGGUGGUUCCAGGCCUCAACCACAAUGCACUUGUUCGUUCGCUGGAAACAACACUGAUGCAACCAGGCAUUCAACCUAACUUGGUUUGCGUGUUGUGGGAUGAAAAGUUUCCAGAACAUGGUGAAUUAGCUUUCUUAUAUGGCUUCAGCAACUUUAGUCUUCCAAGCAGUACCAAAUACUCAGAGCAAAUGGUCAAAGCAUUAAGAAAAAUUGAAGAUUUGCAUCCAGAUUCUGAGUAUGUGAUUGUGUUGGAGGAAGAACUGCUUCUGGCACCAGAUUUCCUGCACUUCAUGGCUCAGUUCCUCGACGUCCUAAACUCCGAUUCAUCACUACUGGGCGUGUCGGCAUGGAACUACAAUAGUUACGAGGUGCUAGCUGGCAACAGGCAUGCAGUCUACAGAGUUGAAGAGUUUCCUGGUCUUGGGUUUCUGCUCAGUCUGAAAUACUUGAAAUCUGUCCUGGCUUCCUCGCUUGACAAAUGCUGCAAUACAAGAUCGUGGCAUGGCUGGGACCUAGGUGACCAGAUGAAGGCUGAGAUCCUUAUUCCUGAUAUCUCUAGAGUGUUCCGACAGCGCUACCAGGGAACUGACGGUGAUGAGGACUUAAUUCAGCAGCUCUUUCACAAACCACGGGCCACCAAUCUUGAGCCGUCAGUAAAGCUAGAAGGCCUGAACAACCUGACAGCAGAACUUUACGAGGAAUACUUAAACCUGGCUCUGGCUAACAGUGUCAGCUUCCCCACCAGUGACCUGAGGCAGUGCUUGCAAUACAACAAAGCCUUCAAACCAGAGCUUCCCAACGAAUCCAGGCAUGUGUUUGUCGUGUACUACGAACAGGAGAACCCAGAAGACUACGAAUUACUGAGGAAACUCUGUCAUUGUUUUGGCUUGUUCUCUGUUAAAAACCACAAACCAAAGAAUCUUCACAACGGAUUACUAAGGUUUUUCUAUCAUGGCCUCAAUGUGUUUCUGGUGGGCUCAGCCACCGAGUAUUACCAACACAAACCGUCUCUGGUGACUGGCCUGAAGAAGAAUCUCAUCUCUCCAAUCUAGUCUCUUGUGAUGAUUUUAUUAAAGUUAAUAAUUUACA
Molecule: messenger RNA, 2805 nt
Organism: Gigantopelta aegis
Lineage: Eukaryota; Metazoa; Mollusca; Gastropoda; Neomphalida; Peltospiridae
Product: protein O-linked-mannose beta-1,2-N-acetylglucosaminyltransferase 1-like
Exons: 26
Coding region: 267-2768 (833 amino acids)
Biological process (GO): protein O-linked glycosylation via N-acetylgalactosamine
Cellular component (GO): Golgi membrane
Molecular function (GO): beta-1,3-galactosyl-O-glycosyl-glycoprotein beta-1,3-N-acetylglucosaminyltransferase activity
Source: RefSeq, a predicted model, not a curated record